This is a messenger RNA of Olea europaea var. sylvestris, 1461 nucleotides long. Its product is annotated as glycerate dehydrogenase HPR, peroxisomal. Lineage: Eukaryota; Viridiplantae; Streptophyta; Magnoliopsida; Lamiales; Oleaceae. The transcript is spliced from 13 exons. The coding region runs from base 80 to 1240 and encodes 386 amino acids. The record is from RefSeq and is a predicted model, not a curated record. Gene Ontology annotation, cellular component: cytosol. Gene Ontology annotation, molecular function: NAD binding; hydroxypyruvate reductase (NADH) activity; hydroxypyruvate reductase [NAD(P)H] activity.
GAAGUAGGAAAAAAAGACUGAGGAGGCAUAAGACACAAUCAGCACACACUCCCUAUUUUGAAGCUUUGGGCUCUAUUCAAUGGCAAAACCAUUGCAAAUUGAGGUGUACAAUCCUAAUGGAAAAUACCGGGUUGUCAGCACAAAAUCCAUGCCCGGAACCCGAUGGAUUAAUCUCUUGGUCGAGCAAGAUUGCCGUCUUGAAAUAUGCACACAGAAGAAAACCAUAUUGUCUGUUGAAGAUAUAAUUUCUCUGAUUGGUAACAAAUGUGAUGGAGUCAUUGGGCAGUUGACUGAAGACUGGGGGGAGACCCUGUUCUCUGCAUUGAGCAGGGCAGGAGGGAAAGCAUUCAGUAACAUGGCUGUGGGGUACAACAAUGUCGAUGUUAAUGCUGCCAAUAAGUAUGGUGUUGCUGUUGGAAACACUCCUGGAGUACUCACGGAGACUACAGCAGAAUUAGCAGCUUCACUUUCUUUAUCAGCAGCUAGAAGGAUUGUUGAAGCAGACAAUUUCAUGAGAGCCGGUUUAUAUGAUGGAUGGCUUCCCCAUCUGUUUGUGGGAAACUUGCUUAAAGGACAGACAGUUGGUGUCAUUGGAGCUGGUCGUAUUGGAUCUGCUUAUGCUAGAAUGAUGGUUGAAGGGUUCAAAAUGAACUUAAUUUACUAUGAUCUUUACCAAGCCACUCGUCUCGAAAAAUUCGUCACAGCUUAUGGCCAGUUCCUUAAAGCCAACGGUGAACAGCCCGUGACAUGGAAGAGGGCCUCGUCAAUGGAGGAGGUGCUUCGAGAGGCUGAUGUGAUAAGUCUUCAUCCAAUAUUGGAUAAAACAACUUAUCAUCUCAUCAACAAAGAAAGACUUGCAAUGAUGAAGAAGGAGGCAAUACUUGUGAACUGCAGUAGGGGCCCUGUUAUACAUGAAGUAGCACUUGUAGAGCAUCUGAAAGCAAAUCCUAUGUUUCGAGUUGGUCUUGAUGUCUUCGAGGAUGAGCCCUACAUGAAACCUGGCCUUGCAGACAUGAAGAACGCUAUUGUGGUGCCGCAUAUAGCUUCUGCUUCCAAGUGGACUCGUGAAGGAAUGGCAACACUAGCUGCUUUGAAUGUCCUGGGAAAAAUUAAAGGAUAUCCUGUUUGGUCUGAUACAAACCGUGUGGAACCAUUCCUGGACGAGAAAUCUCGACCCCCUGCUGCCUGCCCAAGCAUCGUGAAUUCAAAAUCUUUAGGUUUACCUGUUUCAAAGCUUUAAAUAUGAAAACUGUCAUGUAUCAGCCAGUUGAGGCAGCGCACAAAUUUUCGAGAACUAGUGAGGUACAAGACUGUUAAGGAGAAUGAUAAUAGUGUAUGUCUUCUCCAAAAUUGUUGUUUACAUUGUAAAAUUUCUGUAUUAUGUUAUACAAAAUGACUUCCUACUUGUUCUCUCUUUAGCAUUGUAAAUUUUCUGUAUCAUGUGAAGAUUGUUAUGCCGAA